Drosophila ananassae is the source of this 1244-nucleotide messenger RNA. Its product is annotated as protein FAM136A. Lineage: Eukaryota; Metazoa; Arthropoda; Insecta; Diptera; Drosophilidae. Gene Ontology annotation, cellular component: cytoplasm. The transcript has a single exon. The record is from RefSeq and is a predicted model, not a curated record. Bases 117 to 521 code for a protein of 134 amino acids.
GGAACUGCCCCGUUCGGAAUCAAAGGCGUAGGCUCCGGUCUGGCAGUCAUAGCAUUCAGAGAACUGUUUCCCAGACCCCCAUUCCUGUCGAGAACCGAUCAGCCGAGCCGAGGAAAAUGAACGACGAGAACCCCAGUGUGGAGGAACAGCGCGAGCGGAUCGACAACGCGAUGAUCAACGCCCUGGACGACCUGGACCGCGAGUACCUGCGCAAGCUGCAGGUGCAGAUGCACGUCUGCGCCACCAAGUGCUGCACGGACGCGGACGCCAGCGCCGAGGCGGUCCAGCGGUGCGUCGACCGUUGCCAGUUGCCCCUGACCCGGGCCCGCUGCUACGUCCAGCAGGAGCUGUCGGACUUCGAGAACCGCCUGGAGGCCUGCGUGCAGAAGUGCCACCGGAUGCUGGGGGGCAUUGGGGACUGCCACCUGGAGCGGUGCUCCAUCGAGUGCAUCGACGGGCAUGUGGCCCUGCUGCCGGAAAUGCUCAGGGCCAUGCGGGUCACCCUGGAGAAGGGUCUGUGAGACGGGAAGCUCCCCAUUCCACUGGUAUUAUAUUUUUGUUAACCGCCCGAACCUCCGAAAGUGGAAUCUCUUCCGCAAAACUCACCCCCCAGUUGGUCGAUUGCUUAUUCCUUCGCGUAAUUAGCAAAUGCAUUCUCUUCGAUAAGCGGAAAGAAUGAAUACAGUUUGUUGGCCUUAUCUGUUUGAACAAAAUACACUUUGUUGCCGAAGCCAUAACUCUUUUUUAACGGUCGCUGGGACACGGUUUAAAAGGGGCUGCCUCCGCGAGGCCGUUCAUUCCAAAAUGCAUCACACUGGGUGCUUCGGGUUGCUCCUCCUGCUGGCCGUCUCCGGCAUGGCCUUCGAUCUGAGGGCGCCUUCCGUCCAUCGUGUGCGCUCCUCGGAUGUCUCCGCUGGCCACGCUGCUCCCCACCCAGAGAGUCUCAGGGGAGCACUCGAGAGGUUCGGCCUGAAGCAGGAGAGCACUGAUCUCAUCCUUGGAGCCUUGGAAAAGUUUAAGGCCCUCAGCCUGCAGCCCGAUCUUAUCGAAAAGAGAGCCAAGGCCAUAGAUGGGAUGUUCCUGGAACUUGUAGGUGCGCUACUGAAGGUGGAGGAUUCGGGUCCGAUGAAGCGUUGCAAAGGACACAGACCCAGAGGAACCCGCUCCGGGAAACCACAUGCUAAGGCUUCAAACUGAAAUUAUAGAGCUUGUUGUCCCAAACUGCAAUUAAAAUUCAAAAAGGA